CCAAUGGCUAAGGCGGUGUUUACUGUGAAUGCCUUAAAAAUUCUGUUCUUUGUGUUGGGUUGCUUGAUGUUGGCAACCCUCAUCUACACUCUCUCCACCGAUGGUUCUCCAUUCCGCAGAGAACUCUUCACACCGGGGAUGGCAGCAAUCUUGGUUGAUUUCUAUAUCAAUGUUAUCGCACUAGCGGUUUGGGUUGCCUACAAGGAAUCAAACUGGAUUAGUGGAGCACUCUGGAUAAUUCUAUUAGUAUGUUUUGGAAGCAUCACUACAUGUGCCUAUAUUGUUGUCCAACUUUUCAAGGUCUCAUCUCAAGAUCCUUUACAAGACCCUAUGUACCAUGUUUUGUUGCGGCAUUGGAACAAUGGUGAUGUUGAAAGAAAUAGGACCAUCUCCUUCGUCUUGGUUGCAAGAGUUCUUUUCAGUGCAUUGGGUUGCUUGAUGUUGGGAACACUGAUUUGCACCAUAAUUAUUGAUGGCCUUCAUUCCCGCAGAGAGCUAUGGACACCAUGGAUGGCAGCAACACUGGUAGAUUUGUAUAUUAAUGUUGUGGCUAUUGCGGUUUGGAUUGCUUACAAAGGAUCGAGCUGGAUAACUGCACUCUUGUGGAUAGUUCUAUUGAUAUGUUUUGGCAGUCUCACAACAUGUGCCUUCAUAGUCAUGCAUCUUGCCCACCUUUCAUCCCAAGAUCCACUCUACCUAGUUUUGUUGAAUGAUCAUAGCAGACAGAGAACUUAUCUAAGCAGGGAUGCAAGUGUCAGUAGCUGAAGGGAUGAUA
Messenger RNA from Telopea speciosissima, 775 nucleotides. RefSeq lists its product as uncharacterized. The record is from RefSeq and is a predicted model, not a curated record. The transcript is spliced from 8 exons. Bases 4 to 765 code for a protein of 253 amino acids. Lineage: Eukaryota; Viridiplantae; Streptophyta; Magnoliopsida; Proteales; Proteaceae.